AUGUUGCUAUUCUCACUGCCAUGUAUAGAGCCUGCUGCUCUAGGUGCUGGUGAGGCUGCUGCUCUAGGUGCUAGUGCGUCGCCUGCUCUAGGUGCUGGUGAGGCUGCUGCUCUAGGUGCUCGUGCGUCUCCUGCUUUGGGUGCUGGUGAGGCUGCUGCUUCAGGUGCUGGUGAGUCUGCCCUCUCUGGUACGUCGCCUGCUGCGACCCUGCACACCUUCACCCUUGACUCAGGAGCUUCCCGCUCCUUCUUUCGCGACUGCACCACACUCACGCCGCUUAGUCGGCCAGUUGCAGUCUCCCUGGCAGACCCCUCUGGGGGUCCAGUCCUUGCCCACUACUCCACAGUGCUGCCGUGUCCGGCCGCCCCGUCUGGCUUGCUGUCAGGUCUCUACCUCCCCUCGUUCUCUACGAACCUGGUGAGUGGAGCUGACCUCCAGGAUGGGGGGGUUGACCAGUUCACUCCUGCGCGUCAGCGAGUGACUCACUGUACGUGUGCUCGGACGGGCCGGCACCUGGCCACGUUCACCCGUGAGCCUGGCUCGAGCCUGUACACCCUGACCACUGAGUCCCCUCAGGUAGCUGCGUCUGCGUCUGCGUCAGGUCAGUUGUCGGCCCCCUGCUCGUGUCGCGCCUUGUCGCACCAGACCCUUCUUUGGCACCACCGCCUUGGUCACCCCUCGGUGCAGCGCCUUCGCAGCAUGCACCGUCGGUACCUUGUCUCUGGUCUUCCCAGGGUUCUCCCUCCCCUCCCACCCUCGCCUGCUCCUCCCUGUCUUCCCUGUGUCGAGGGGCGGCAGCGCGCCGCUCCUCACUCCUCCUCGUUCCCUCCCACAGAGGCUCCCCUGCAGACUCUCCACCUGGACGUGUGGGGCCCAGCCCGCGUCCGUGGACAGGGCCACGAGCGGUACUUCCUGCUGGUCGUCGACGACUACACGCGUUACACCACGGUCUUCCCCUUGCGCACCAAGGGUGAGGUCCCUGAUGUUUUGAUCCCUUGGAUCCGCGCUGCUCGUCUCCAGCUCCGCGAGCGGUUCCAGUCGGACUUUCCUGUCCUGCGUCUGCACUCUGACAGAGGUGGUGAGUUCUCCUCAGACCUCUUGGCAGCCUACUGUGCGGAGCACGGCAUCACCCAGUCGUUCACGCUUCCGGCCUCUCCGCAGCAGAAUGGGGUUGCUGAGCGCCGCAUUGGCUUGGUCAUGGAGGUCGCUCGUACCUCCAUGGUCCAUGCGGCUGCCCCCCAUUUUCUGUGGCCGUUUGCGGUCCGGUACGCCGCGCAUCAGCUCAACCUCUGGCCCCGUGUCUCCUUGCCGGAGACCUCGCCCACACUGCUGUGGACGGGGAAGGUUGGCGAUGCGUCGCGUUUCCGGGUCUGGGGUUUCUCGUGCCUUUGUCCGCGAUACCACCGCGGACAAGCUCUCCGCCCGCGCUGUUCCCUGUGUCUUCCUUGGCUUUGUCCCUGA
This is a messenger RNA of Closterium sp. Naga37s-1, 1461 nucleotides long. The record is from the annotation of a GenBank genome assembly. NCBI's taxonomy places the organism in Eukaryota, Viridiplantae, Streptophyta, Zygnematophyceae, Desmidiales, Closteriaceae.